UCUGUCCGCCGGCCGGAAGCGGACACCUGGGGAAUCGUGUCCCUCGCGACGCGCCGUCCACCCCUGAGCGCCUGCGCGGGGCCGGCGCGGGACGGGCGGGCAUGGCGUUCCGACAGGCGCUGCAGCUGGCGGCUUGCGGCCUGGCGGGAGGCUCGGCCGCGGUCCUCUUCUCGGCCGUAGCAGUGGGGAAGCCCCGCGCGGGCGGGGACGCUGAGCCGCGUGUGGUCGAGGCGCCGGCGUGGGCGGGGGCCGCUCGCCCCGGGCCGGGCGUCUGGGACCCCAACUGGGACAGGCGAGAACCACUGUCCCUGGUCAACCUGCGGAAGAGGAACCUGGACUCUGGAGAAGAAGAACUGGCAUCCAGGCUGGACCACUGCAAAGCCAAGGCCACGCGACACAUCUUCCUCAUCAGGCACUCCCAGUACCAUGUGGAUGCCUCCCUGGAAAAGGACCGCACUCUGACGCCCCUCGGUCGCGAACAGGCUGAACUAACUGGGCUCCGACUUGCAAGCUUGGGGUUGAAGUUUAAUAAAAUUGUCCAUUCGUCCAUGACCCGUGCAAUAGAAACCACUGAUAUCAUCAGCAAACACCUCCCAGGUGUCUGCAAGGUCAGCACAGACCUGCUAAGAGAAGGCGCCCCCAUCGAGCCUGACCCACCUGUGUCCCACUGGAAGCCGGAGGCUGUGCAGUAUUAUGAAGAUGGAGCCCGGAUCGAGGCUGCCUUCCGGAACUACAUCCACCGGGCAGAUGCUAAGCAGCAGGAGGACAGUUACGAGAUCUUCAUCUGCCAUGCCAAUGUCAUCCGCUACAUUGUGUGCCGGGCGCUGCAGUUUCCUCCAGAAGGCUGGCUCCGCCUGUCUCUCAACAAUGGCAGCAUCACCCACCUGGUGGUCCGGCCAGAUGGCCGAGUGGCGCUCAGGACCCUCGGGGACACGGGGUUCAUGCCUCCGGACAAGAUCUCCCGCUCCUGAGGGCUGCCUGGAGGCCCUGCUCUCCUCAGUCCCCCUGUGGCUCCCGUGGGUGCUGCCAAGGACACGGCUCCUUCCCUGUCUUCCCUCCACAGGCUGCACUGCGGUUACACCGCACUUCUCCAGGACGACAG
Odobenus rosmarus divergens (Pacific walrus) is the source of this 1102-nucleotide messenger RNA. It is a transcript of the gene PGAM5, whose product is annotated as phosphoglycerate mutase family member 5. The coding region runs from base 102 to 971 and encodes 289 amino acids. Gene Ontology annotation, cellular component: mitochondrion. Lineage: Eukaryota; Metazoa; Chordata; Mammalia; Carnivora; Odobenidae. The transcript is spliced from 6 exons. The record is from RefSeq and is a predicted model, not a curated record. Gene Ontology annotation, biological process: positive regulation of mitochondrial fission.